This is a messenger RNA of Capsicum annuum, 1318 nucleotides long. Its product is annotated as cyclin-D3-2-like. Bases 1 to 1299 code for a protein of 432 amino acids. Gene Ontology annotation, biological process: regulation of cyclin-dependent protein serine/threonine kinase activity; mitotic cell cycle phase transition. The transcript is spliced from 6 exons. Gene Ontology annotation, cellular component: nucleus; cyclin-dependent protein kinase holoenzyme complex; cytoplasm. Gene Ontology annotation, molecular function: cyclin-dependent protein serine/threonine kinase regulator activity. Lineage: Eukaryota; Viridiplantae; Streptophyta; Magnoliopsida; Solanales; Solanaceae. The record is from RefSeq and is a predicted model, not a curated record.
AUGUAUAAUGAGAUUAGCCAUGUGGACAAGGACUCUCCUCGUUGGGUAAUUCAAGCUACUUCUAUUACAGCCGUGAGAGGUAAGGGUUUUACCAGAGGUGUGAGAGGUAAAGAUGGUGGAGCCCGUGGUGGUGGUUGUAGGGUCAACCAAGUAAUUAGUGGUCAUGGUCAGUGUUAUGCUAUACCAGCCAGACCUGAGUCAGAGACUUCUGAUGUUGUGAUUACAGCUCCGUUGACCAAGUUGACUCAGGAGAAGAUUUCCUCCCAGCGGUCUGAUGCUUGUGAGAAAAUUUCACUCUCAAUACCAACCAACAGUAUACUCUCCUACCAUAAUCGAUCACCACCAGCUACGCUUCGACCACAAUCACCACUGGUACUCUCCGACCACAAUCGACCAAGUGCUCUGACCACUAAUUGGCCAUCAGUGCGUGCUCCGACCACAAAUCGACCACCAAUGCUCCGACCACAAAUCAGCUACUCCACUAUUACGACAACCACUUCUAUUUUAACUCUCAAAUUUGCACUUCAAUUUUUUAGCAAAGUUGGGGUUUUCUUCCCCUAUCUACAUUUGGAGAUUAGAAAAGAGACAUUGGAUUGGAUGUUGAGGGUUAUUAGUUACUAUGGGUUUACUGCUAAGACUGUUGUUUUAGCUGUCUACUAUUUUAAUAGGUUUAUAUCUGGAUUUUGCUUUCAGAAAGAUAAGCCUUGGAUGAGGCAGCUUGCUGCUGUUGUAUGUCUUUCUAUUGCUGCUAAAAUGGAGGAGACCCAAGUGCCCCUUCUGUUAGACCUUCAAGUUGCUGAUUCAAGAUUUGUGUUUGAGGCAAAGACUAUACAAAGAAUGUUACUUUUGGUGCUUUCCACUUUUGAGUGGAAAAUGAAUUUGGUUAUUCCAUUAUCUUUCAUUGAUCAUAUUAUAGGGAGAUUUAGAUUUAUGAACAACCUGCAUUUGGAUUUUCUUAAGAAGUGUGAACGCCUCAUUCUCGAUAUUAUCGCUGAUUCUAAGCUUGUGCAUUAUACUCUAUCUGUUAUUGCAACUGCAACAAUGUCUUUUGAGGUCAAUGAGAUCGAGUCUUGCAAUGCUAUGGAAUACCAGAAUCAACUCAUAAGUGUUCUUAAAGUCGGAAACAUGUGCUAUCUUUCACAUUUGAAUUUUAAGUUCUCUUUUGGCAUAUUAGCAAAUCCAAGUGGUGUCAUUGAUGCAUAUUUUAGUUGCGAGAGCUCGAAUGAUUCAUGGUCAGUAGCAUCUUCCAUUUCAUCCUCACCUGAGCCUCAGUAUAAGAGAAACAAAACUCAGGAUUAGCAUAUGAAACUGGCUCCGC